This is a messenger RNA of Tyto alba (common barn owl), 1964 nucleotides long. It is a transcript of the gene MAP2K2, whose product is annotated as mitogen-activated protein kinase kinase 2. The record is from RefSeq and is a predicted model, not a curated record. Gene Ontology annotation, molecular function: protein kinase activity; ATP binding. NCBI's taxonomy places the organism in Eukaryota, Metazoa, Chordata, Aves, Strigiformes, Tytonidae. The transcript has 11 exons. Gene Ontology annotation, biological process: protein phosphorylation. The coding region runs from base 62 to 1258 and encodes 398 amino acids.
CGCCCCCGCGCCGCGCGGCCGCGCCCCCGCCCAGGCCCCGCAGGCGCGGCCCGGCCCGGCCAUGCCGGCCAAGAGGAAGCCGGUGCUGCCGGCCCUCAACAUCGCCCCCAGCGCUGCCGAGGGGCCGAGCCCCGACGGCUCCGCCGAGGCAAACCUGGUGGACCUUCAGAAGAAGCUCGAGGAACUGGAGCUGGAUGAGCAGCAGAAGAAGCGCCUGGAAGCUUUCCUCACACAGAAGGCCAAAGUGGGCGAGCUGAAGGAUGAUGACUUUGAGAGGAUCUCUGAAUUGGGGGCUGGCAAUGGUGGUGUGGUCACCAAAGUGCAGCACAAACCCUCAGGGCUCGUUAUGGCGCGGAAGCUGAUUCAUUUAGAAAUCAAACCAGCCAUCAGGAAUCAGAUUAUCCGAGAGCUGCAGGUGCUGCAUGAGUGUAAUUCUCCAUAUAUUGUGGGUUUCUAUGGAGCCUUCUACAGUGACGGAGAGAUCUCCAUCUGCAUGGAGCACAUGGAUGGCGGCUCUUUGGAUCAAGUGUUGAAAGAAGCCAAAAGAAUUCCCGAGGAGAUUUUGGGGAAAGUCAGUAUAGCGGUUCUGAGAGGCUUGGCAUAUCUGAGGGAGAAGCACCAAAUCAUGCACAGAGAUGUGAAGCCUUCUAACAUCCUGGUUAAUUCUCGAGGAGAGAUUAAGCUGUGUGAUUUUGGGGUCAGCGGUCAACUCAUUGACUCCAUGGCAAACUCUUUUGUGGGAACUCGGUCCUACAUGUCUCCUGAGCGGUUGCAGGGCACCCACUACUCGGUCCAGUCCGACAUCUGGAGCAUGGGUCUGUCGUUAGUGGAGCUGUCUAUCGGAAGGUACCCAAUCCCCCCGCCAGACUCCAAGGAACUGGAAGCAAUAUUUGGCCGUCCUGUGGUGGACGGGGCAGAGGGAGAGUCUCACAGCAUCUCGCCGCGGGCCAGGCCCCCAGGACGCCCCGUCAGUGGCCAUGGGAUGGACAGCCGGCCUGCGAUGGCCAUCUUUGAACUGCUGGAUUAUAUAGUUAAUGAGCCACCUCCCAAGCUGCCGAAUGGAGUUUUCACGCAAGAUUUCCAGGAGUUUGUAAAUAAAUGCUUAAUUAAAAAUCCAGCAGAACGGGCAGAUCUGAAGAUGCUGAUGAGUCACACCUUCAUCAAACGCUCCGAAGUGGAGGAGGUGGAUUUUGCCGGCUGGCUGUGCAAAACCCUGCGGUUGAACCAGCCCAGCACACCCACCCGCGCUGCCGUGUGAGGGCCGAGCCGACCGCCUGGUGUCAGUACAUCUGCCUCUGUCACCAUUUCCUCUCCUUCAGUAAAUGACCGAACUGCCCUCCUUCCUUCUCCCCGGCCCCCUCUCGCCUCACGUCCCAGCGGCAAAGCACCAUCCCCUCGGAAGCGUCUUUAUCGGCUGACCCCCCCCCAGCCAAAGUGGGGUUGGUUUCUUUUGAUGUGGGGGUGUUCCAGGCCUCUGCUCCAGCUCUGGAGCUCCUGACACUUGGGAAAUGUGGUGCUGCUUAUGUUAAUUUUUCUCUCUCUCUUUUUUUUUUUUUUUUUUUUUUUUUUUGAAACAUGUUCACUUGGGUUAAAAAAAAAAAAAAAAAAGAAAAUAAUUGUGUGUGUGCACGCUUGCAUGUGUGUAUGAGAUGGUGGCAGGGGAUGGAGAUGAAGGGCUGAUCGCAGAUGCUUCACCUCCUCCCUGGUUUUCACGUGGGCUCCAGGGUGGAAGAAUCAGUUGGGCCGGGAAUGGAGAAACCCCGUUUAGAGUGGCCCAAAACUGUCACCAUCCCGCCCGGGGCAGCUGGGGACGAGGUGGGUGCUUGGCCAAUAUGGGUGAGCUUGUGGGAUGAUUUAUGGCUGAGCUGGAGAAGAGCAGAGCAGUGGCCUGUCUGCAGGUGGAGGAGAGAUUUGUAUUUUCUUUGUUUUCUUUUGAAACGGUUGUUCUAAAGCCUGUUCUCCUC